UACAGGCGGCGGAGAGCGACCUUAAGGGGCGGGGCCGAAGCCGAGGCUAUCGCGGCGCCAUCUUGAUCGUGAGCGGAGUGACCGGUGCAGUACUAGACAACUGGAACACACAAAUAAGAAGCCUGAGUUACGUGUACAUGUGGCCAUUUCACCAUCUUUGUGUCUGCGUUGUGGAUGUGCAUGAGACAGACUCCUUCAGAGAUGUGAAGUGACGAUAGAUAACUAUGUACUAACAGCAGGUGCUAUACAAGAUUCCCUGACUCAAGAUGCCUGCGGGUGUGUACUAUUCAGUGCCAUACUGUGCCAUUUUUGUUUUGCCGAUUCUUCUAAUGGAUGUGCCAGCUGUGGAGGGAUACGUGUGUGCAUACACAAACAGUACCCCCAACACCACCAUGAUCUUUGAUGACCUACCAUCAAUGUUUGGCUAUCAGCUACUAAGGGAGGGGCUGCAGGGUUAUUUGGUAUUUGCCAAGCCUGAUAAUGCCUGUGAACCUAUUGCACCGCCACCUUCAAAUACCACCAGCCUUGAUUUUAUUGUUAUGAUUCGCAGAUAUGGAUGCAAUUUUGACGUCAAGGUGCUUCAGGCACAGCAGGCUGGGUAUAAAGCAGCAAUCGUGCACAAUGUCGACUCGGAUCAGCUGCUCAGCAUGCACUGGAGCAGUGAGGAAAUAAGACAUCAGAUAACAAUCCCAUCAGUUUUCAUCGGGGUCCGUGCUUCCCAGCUCCUAAAGUCACUGUUCACUUAUGACAAAGGUGCAUAUAUUGUAUUGAUGCCAGACUUCAACUUCCCAUUGGGAUAUUACCUCAUUCCCUUCACUGGUGUGGUUGGAAUUGUGAUUGCCGUUAUGAUCACUGUCAUGAUAGUGAGAUGUGUGCAGUAUCGGCGCAGAAUCCAGACAAGCCGACUGUCAAAAGAGCAGCUGAAGAAAAUUCCAGUCCAUAAAUUCAACAAAGGGGAUGGAUAUGAAGUCUGUGCAAUCUGUCUGGAUGAGUAUGAGGAGGGUGACAAACUUCGAAUAUUACCCUGCUCACAUGCAUACCACUGUAAAUGUGUGGACACCUGGCUAACACAGACAAAGAAGACCUGCCCUGUUUGCAAGCAACGUGUUCUGCGUUCAACUGGUGAUUCUGAGUCUGGAUCUGAUAUGGAAGAUUACCAUGAAGAUGAUGAGCAUCAAUCAGAGCGCACACCACUACUCCACGCAGCUUCAACCUCUGCUACGCACUCAUUUGGCUCCAUGACCAAUUCCCUCGCACAGCACAGCGGGGACCACUCAUCAGAUUCCAGUCAGGAUGGUGACAAUGGUGCCUGUGCUGAGGGGGUGGAAGUUCUAGACCACAACCAGGAGAAUCAAAGUCACUCUUCAAUCACUACAGGAUCUGGGUCUGAGCCUAACCUCAAUCCUGGGAAUGUUUUUAAUGUGUAGUUAGGAACCUUGGGCUUUGUACUGUUCUAAUGUGUAAAACUGUAAUCAUUGUGUGACUGCAGCUCAAAUAGGGCUUUAUUUAGAACUUUUUGGGGGAACAUUUAAAAUACAUAUUUAAGUGUUAACAGGGGAGGUUCUGCUGUUCAUGAACAGUGAGUACAAGCUGUAACUGCGCAUGGGUGUGUUGCUUGAUACCAACAGAAUACAAACAGCCUCAACUCCCUUGUAACAAAUAGGCAUUCAGUAGUGGGCAGGGAAUGUGAUCAAUAGCUCAUUAAAUACCAAUGUGAAGAAACUUUUUCUUCCAUGUUCUGUAAAAUGAGCAUGAAAUUAAAAAGCACAACUACCUGGGGCCCUUGCUGGUACUAUACUACAAUCCUUUGUCUGCGAUCUAUAAUCAUCUAGAAGUGAACUACACCCCAUUGCUCUGUUUCUGUUCUCACCAUGAUAAUUACCUGGUAUAUUAUAUAUGCUUCCUAACUACGUAGCGACCUUCUGAUGUAUGGAAUCUGAACUCUGAAACAGGGCUGGGUGCUACUGGUACUUGCAGUAUCUCCCAAAGUUAUUCUGACGUUGGGAAGGUGACCACAACAAUAUUUGUAAUGUUCAUAGUUCCCUUUUUAUACUAAAUUUUGUAAUCUUGCUCAGCAGAAUGUUCUCUGGUUACAAUUGUGAGAUUAAUUGAGCAAGCAAUUAUUGAUAAAUUGGGAUCAUGCAGAAGACAGGCUGCUGAAGGGGGAAUGAAACCAGAAUCAAAGACAAUAGAAAUGGUGUAGUCCUAGCUGUCUGUUGUAAUCAUUUCCACUGUUCUGGUUUAUUUUGCUGCUGUGGCUGUUUCCUCAUUUUACCAAUGAUGGCUGUACAGAGAUGAGGGACUGUGUCCAGGAGCCAAGAAUUCCAGACUGCUACCUGUUGAUCUUUCACCCUGAAUUACAGUCUUUCACUGACAAUAAAUGUGCUGAAGUAA
This is a messenger RNA of Chiloscyllium plagiosum (whitespotted bambooshark), 2394 nucleotides long. RefSeq names its product E3 ubiquitin-protein ligase RNF167-like. The record is from RefSeq and is a predicted model, not a curated record. Gene Ontology annotation, biological process: ubiquitin-dependent protein catabolic process. NCBI's taxonomy places the organism in Eukaryota, Metazoa, Chordata, Chondrichthyes, Orectolobiformes, Hemiscylliidae. Gene Ontology annotation, molecular function: ubiquitin protein ligase activity; zinc ion binding. Gene Ontology annotation, cellular component: nucleus.